UUGCUGUGGCCUCCGCCUCCUUUGUCGCGUCUCGGCUGGGCGUGGCUUCGAGUGGCUUCUGCCAGUGUUCUCCCAGCGUGGUGACUUGGAGACGCCCCUCAACUGCCCCAGAUGGCGUCCACCCUCCCGACAUCCGACGCCCAGGAAUCACUGCUGCUUGAAGAUCUGGACGUGUAUUUUUCUCAAGAGGAAUGUGUGAGUCUGGAUCCUGCUGAGAAGACCAUGGGCAGAGAAGCCACGCUGGAGUGUUCCAAGGAUUUGGACUUGAUUGGAGGGGAAGAAAAGACUGAGAUUAAUCACCAGCUAAGCCUAGAGUCUCUGGAACUUGAAGAGCUUUCCCUAGAAAAGUACUCCAUUGAUGGACCCUUUGUCCAUUACCCCAAAAAAUCUGAGGAUGAUGUUGAAAUACCUGAAAGGAAAAUAUCAGGUGGUACUUUGACUUGCAAGAAAAAACUUAUAAGCCUCUUAGUUACUAUUGAAAACCAAACCCCAUUAGUGGAACUAUCUCAAUGUUUAGGAGUCAGAACACUUUCUGACAUUCUUGAAGUUCCCUGGGAAGAAACCAAAAAUCUGUACAACUGUCCUGACUGUGACGAAAGCUUCAGUGAUAAUACAUACCUUGUUUUGCAUCAGAAAAUUCAUUCAAGAGAGAAAAAGUAUGUAUGUAGUGACUGUGGGAAGACCUUCAGUCAUAGAACCAAUCUGAGGACACAUAGGAGAAUCCAUACUGAUGAGAAGCCUUACCAGCGUACCAAGUAUGCUGUCAGCUUCUGCCAGCAGUCACACCUGUCCCAACAUAUGAAUAGCCAUAUGUAUAUGGAGAAACCAUAUACAUGUAGCAUAUGCGGGAGAAAUUUUAGGUGGCUCCCAGGAUUGGCAGAGCAUCAAAAGAGUCAUGUUGCUAAAUCAUAUGAAUGUGCUAAUGGCCAAGAUCGAUAUUGUCAGGAAACAAAUCUGGCUUUGCCUGUGAAGACAGACACAUCCAACACUCCAGCCCAGUACACUGAGUGUGUGAAGAGCCUUGAGCAGCCUUCAUACCCUGCUCUCCCUGAAAAGAGUCAUAAGGAGGACUCUAAGCAUUGCAGUAUUGAUGAUGAUUUCUUUUCAUUCUCCAGAUUUAAACCGUUACAGUGUCUUGACUGUGACAUGACCUUUCCUUGUUUCUCUGAGCUUGUUUCUCAUCAAACCAUUCAUGACAUGGAAAAACCCCAUAAAUGUAAAACCUGUGCAAAAACUUUUGCUUCGGAUUGGGAACUUGCAUGCCACCAGAAGAGCCACACAAAAGAAGAACCUUUUAAAUGUACUGUGUGUGGGAAGCGCUUUAGAGUGAAUACAUAUCUCAUUGCUCAUAAGCAAACCCACAGGAGAAACACCAAGUAAACACAAGUUUUUGCUAAUGCUUGGACUUUUCGGUAUCUGUAUGGUAGAAAACAUGUAUUGUUUUUGUGCCGGGCACUGUGCUAAGUAAGCACUUUAUAUACAUUCCAUGUUAAUAGUUUUCACCAGGACCCUGAGUUAGGCAGUAUUAUUUCUUAUUUCUGAUUUAGAACUAAGGAAGUAUAAUGUUAAAUUAGCUAGUAGGUGAAGCCAGGAGUUGAACUCAGUUACUGAUCAAAUUCAUUUAUAUGAGCCAGAGAGACAUGAAACUUUAAAAUCCAGUUUUCAUUGAAAUGAAGGCUAUUGCCAGAAAUUUUUUUAAAAAAUGGUUCCUAAGAAUGUUUUAGAAGGAGAGUUUAUUUUUUGCCAGUUCUAUACAUGUACCUAAGAACAUGAAUGUUUUUAUAUCUGUUUUAUACUUUUCAUGUUAUAAAUGUUCAUAUGAGAUAUUUGUCUUAAAUGUGAAUAUAUAGAGACGUUUAGAACUCUAUAUAAAAUUUCUACACAGGCCAACUUUUUUUUUUCAGAAAGGGGGGUGAUCUUACUAUGUAGCCCAGGAUGGCCUCAAAAAUCACCAUUUUCCUGCAUCCACCUCCCCCAAGUGCUAGGAUUACUGAUGUGAACAAUCAUAUUCAGCUACUUGAUAUCUUAAUUACAAUUAGUAUUUAUGGAGUUCCCAUUUUCAGAUCUGAUGGCAGAGGCAGGUCUUGGCAUCUGUGAUUAAAUGUUUUAAUAGUCUAAUUACAGCUCCUUUCUAGAGGUUAGACUUAACUUGUAUUUGUUCCUCUCUAAGGGGAUUUGCCUCCAGAUCUCUACUGAAGCACAUUCCAGGUUUGUUAUGAAUACUUAAAAAAACUUAUUUUAGUGAGUAUCCUGAUACUUCAGGUAUACUCUUGUGUUUAUUCUUCAGAAUAAAUCUAUGACAGAGAAAGGACUAUCCAUGUUUCUUAAAGAAACUGAAGCUCUCAGAGGGUAAAGUCAAUCCUUUGCCAAGCACACAAAAUAUCACAUUGUGGAUUUAAAUUUAGAGGUCUUGUUAUUCUGAAGGCUACACAUUUUUGUGACACUGCACUAUCUCUUGGCUUUUGUACCAUAUAUUACUACUGCUAGGAGUAGUAAUAGGAGAAGGAGGUUGAACAAGGAAGGGGAAGGUGGUCAUCAAGGAGGCUACCCUGGGACUUGGAACCUGAAACCCUUUAUGCUCUUCAGUUUAUCCAAUGCUUUGUUCCAUGUAUCUUUAAAAAGCAACAGAAGACUUUCUGGUUUGAAUUCCCAUUAUUAUAAUCAGAUCAGAGAGUUCAAGUUCCACAGAGCACAUUCUGAAGGUGUUAAAUGGGUUUUUGUUUUUUUCUUUUCAAUUGUAACAUUUCCAUCCUCUAAGGAAAAUACAUGCAGAAAAUUGUUGAGUUUAUAACCACAAUAAUUAAUCACAUAUGUCUUUAGGUACUAGUAUUGCAGAUAGACAUUGGAAUAAAAUAGUCAUAUACUGUGGUUAUUAAUGUUAAAGAACCAGUGAAUUAUAAAUAAAGAAAAUACGGAAGGAGGUGAGAAUUUAUGCCACAGGUCCUUCUGUAUACCUUAUAACACGGAACUUCACAGGUUACCGCUCAGUUUUUGCAAUUUUCUGUAUUCUGUAGACUUUGAAAGAUUAACCAUAAAAGAUUAGAAAAAGAGCACUUUAAAAAAAUCAUUAAUAUAUAUAUGAGUAAUUAAAUGGCUUUGGUAUAAUGUUGGUGACUGAAAAAAGUAAAAAAAAAAGAAUGUUAGCUACUAUGAAAUAGACAUAUUUUCAGUUGUUGCCUUACUGUGCACUUGUUCCUUAAAACAUUAGUUAGGUGUUAUUCUCAAGCUGCUUUGCCCCUAGGUAGUUGAAGGAAGCUUUGCCUGCCAGUGGUAUUCAGGCUGUUUUUAUGAUGAUGGCCUUCUAACUGUGCUGUCAGCUAGUGUAGAUUCCAUAAGAUGGUUAUUAACUCAGCAAUAUUAGCCAGUCAUGUUAGGCGCUGUUAACAAAUACUGGAUGAAGUCAAUACAGGGAUUAGAAAAACACCUAAAUGUAAGAGUUUAUUUAUAUGAAUGGUUGGCUAACUCCAUGUUGCAGAAUAGGUGCUGACAUACUAUGAAGAGUAGAAACUUGGGGUUGAAAAAAUGUACUCAAACCUCAUGGGUUUUGUUGUUGAUACAUUGAUGAAAAUGUGAAGCAAACCAGUAACAUGACCUCUGAGAUAGACAAUUCAGUUAAACUGUUAUUAUUGGCUGGGGGUGGUGGUGCACGCCUUUAAUCCCAGCACUUGGGAGGCAGAGGCAGGUGGAUCUCUCUGAGUUCAAGUCCAGCCUGGUCUACAUAGUGAGUUCUGGGACAGCUGGGGCUACAGGGAGACCCUGUCUCAAAAAGAUAAAAACAAAACAAAACAAAACAAAAAACGAUAAAACCUAUCAUCAUUGAUGAAAACAGCAUUUCACAAUGGAAUUCAGAUGCUAAUAUUUGCACUUUGUAAUUUUAGAUUUUGUUGUUGAAGGAAUUAAAUUCAAAAUAGUUUUGUCUAGAGUUGUGUUGUUAUAAAUAAUAGUAUAUUCAUAUAUCCCCAUCUAACACUGGAGAUGGCUAGCCCAGUAAUUCAGGGAGUUAAAACAAAUGACAUUGCCCAGGAAAUGUCAUGUUUUCCCUCUUACUCCUAAAGUUCCAUACGGUUAAGUAGCAGUGUUCUGGUGACUGUAAUGUAAGAUGUCAAACAAUCUGAAAAUGCAGAUUUUGCUUAAAAUCUAAUUUAUUGUCUAUGUGUUCAAGGGGAGAUAUAGGUUAUAGUUUUAUCUGAAUAAAGAACCUAUUUUGAAUGUUUGUUAAGCUCUGUUAUCCCAUGGGAUCUCAGUAGGAAAGUACUUUUGCUUUGUUUAAAAAAGUAAAUGAUGUUUAUUAAAUAUGCACUUUUAUGUUUUUGUCUUAUAUAUUAAGAGAUCUAUUACUAUAAUAUAAAAAUGGCUAUUACCCAUCUUCCCAAGACCUGUCUGGCUACAGGUGUUUUGUCUCUUUCAACUGAGAUCCCUCUCUUCAUGAUCAGUCUAAGGAAAGGGGAUAUAAACCUAAGAAUGUUCUUCAGUGUCUAGUUAUUUUGAUGCCUAAGAAGUAUGUUUUCGGUAUGCACGUUUGUUUUAAUGUUUCAACUGUACUGUUUUUGAUGUAGUCCCAUUAUCUUAGCUCUAGAUUGCAAUCUCUCAAUGGUUUUAAUUAUGUCUAGCUGAUGUGCAAAUAAAUGCUAUUUUAC
Messenger RNA from Nannospalax galili (Upper Galilee mountains blind mole rat), 4637 nucleotides. RefSeq names its product zinc finger protein 597 (gene Znf597). Gene Ontology annotation, molecular function: DNA-binding transcription repressor activity, RNA polymerase II-specific. Gene Ontology annotation, biological process: negative regulation of transcription by RNA polymerase II. The transcript is spliced from 4 exons. Lineage: Eukaryota; Metazoa; Chordata; Mammalia; Rodentia; Spalacidae. The record is from RefSeq and is a predicted model, not a curated record. Bases 112 to 1380 code for a protein of 422 amino acids.